AUGGAUGAAAAUGAGACUAUUAAGCUUAAUUUAAAUCAAGUCAAAGAAGCGUAUCAUACAUUCAAAUCACAUUAUUCAGAAAAGAAUAUACCAAAACUAGUUGAAUUUGAUUCAAAUUUAACCAUAAAUGAGAAUUUAAAUCAUAUAUCAUUAUUUGCAUUGCAUAAUCCAUUACUUGCAUAUUAUUGUUAUAAACCUAUAUUUUUAGAAUUAAUAGCGAGAUGGAUUCAAUAUCCUAAUUUAUUUGAACAAGAUUCAUCAACAACUUCUGGAUCAAUAAUACUAUCAUCAUUAUCACAAUUAUUAGGUAUAUCAAAUGAAUAUUUAAACUUAUUUGAAUUAUUUUUACAAAAAUCAAAUUUUAAUACUAUCCAACCAAGGGAAAUAGAUUCAAUUUUAUUAGCAUAUUUUCGUUUAUUACAUUUUGAUUGUAAUAGAUUUAAACAUUAUAUCAACCCAAAUAUAAUAUAUAAAAUUUUAGAAGAGAAUGAACUGAAAGUUUCGAAAUAUUUAGCCAUCCAAAUAAUUACCAUGUACAUACUGGCAUCAGAACAAGUUCGAAAUAAUAUGUUGAAGAAAUAUAAUAUUGGGGAAGAAAUAUAUUCACAAAAUUCUUUAUUAAAUUAUUAUUUUUUACCAUUAGAAGAAGCAAAAAGAUUAUCAAAUUUUCAUAACCUACCACACUUGAAAUUAACAAAUUUUUCAAAUAUUUUGGAAAUUCCAAUCUCCGAUAUAUCAACAACAUUAUUAGCACCUGUUUGUGGAAUAUUAAUACCAAAAUUAAAUGGAGGAAAUACAAAACAAAACAUAAAAUUUGUACCUACCAAAAAUUCAGUUAAAAGUUUGAAAAAAUUAGCUCAUAAUAUACAAUUAAAUAAACCUGUUAUGUUAGUUGGAAAUGCUGGAUCUGGGAAAACUUUUUUAAUAAAUAAAUUAGCUGAUGAUUUAUCUUAUACAGAUUCAAUUGUUAAAAUUCAUUUAGGAGAACAAACUGAUGCAAAAUUAUUACUUGGAACUUAUACUUCUGGAGAAAAACCAGGGACAUUUCAAUGGAAUACUGGAGUAUUGACAUCAGCUGUGAAGGAAGGUAAAUGGGUUUUAAUUGAAGAUAUAGAUAAAGCACCUACUGAAAUUCUUUCAAUUAUUUUAACAUUAUUAGAGAAAAGAACUUUAACUAUUCCAUCAAGAGGUGAAGUUAUUGAAGCUAAAAAUGGAUUUCAAUUAUUUUCGACAGUUAGAACUGAUAAAAAAUUUGGUGUACCAGAUAUCAUUGGAUCAAGAUUUUGGGAAAUUAUUGAAAUACUACUGCCAAAUGAAAAAGAAUUAAAGCAUAUUUUAGAAGUUAAAUUUCCAAGAUUACAAAGUUAUUUAGAUCCUAUAUUAAGAUGUUAUUAUGAAGUUUUACGAUUUUACGAUUUAAAAGCAUUUAUUACCUUAAAUAAAGGAAGUCUUCCAAGAAUCAUAUCAACAAAAGAUUUAAUGAAAUUUUGUUCCAGAUGUGAAUUAUUAUUUGAAAAUCAAUCUGAUUUGAUUGAUGUUUCUAUUUAUGAUGAUGUAUUUGCUGAAGCUGUUUCAUGUUUUGGUAGUGCUAUUGUUGAACCUAAUGCAUUAGAACAAUUAGCAAAAUUUAUUGGAGAAAAAUUGGAAAUUCCUUCAUCUCGAAUUAAUUUAUUUUUAUCCAAACAUGCACCAGUUUAUCAAAAUGAAUCUGAAUAUUUAAAAGUUGGUCGAGCUGUUUUAAGGAAAUCCAUAAAUCACAAAAAAUCCGAAUCAUCAUCAUUCGCAAGAACUAAUCAUGCACUUCAUUUAAUGGAACAAAUCGGAGUAGGUAUAAAAAUGGCCGAACCUUUAUUACUUGUUGGUGAAACUGGUACAGGUAAAACAACAAUAGUUCAACAAAUUGCCAAAAUACUACAUAAAAAUUUAACUGUUAUUAACGUUUCUCAACAAACAGAAGCUGGUGAUCUCUUAGGUGGUUAUAAACCAAUCAAUUCAAAAACUUUAGCUAUAAAUGUUCAAGAAGUAUUUGAAAAAUUAUUUUUAGCGACUUUUUCAGAGAAAAAAAAUGAAAGAUUCAAUAAAAUUUUAUCUAAAUGUUUUAAUAAUAAUCAAUGGAAAAAUGUAGCUCGAUUGUGGAGUGAGGCACAAAAACUGGCCAUAGAUAUAUUAAUGAAACAGCCAAUGGAUGAUGAACCAAGAAAGAAAAGGAAAACUGAUAAAACCUUUUUAUUACAAAAAUGGAAUGAAUUUAAAAAGCUUUUGGAGGACUUUGAAGUUCGUACAACUUCAGAACAUUCAUUUGUUUUCGAUUUUGUUGAAGGGUCAUUAGUAAAAGCGGUAAGAAAUGGUGAUUGGCUUUUACUUGAUGAAAUUAAUUUAGCAAGUUCAGAUACUUUAGAAAGUAUUGCUGAUUUAUUAAGUGAAACUACAGAUCAAAGAUCAAUUCUUUUAUCAGAAAGAGGUGAUACUGAACCAGUAAAAGCUCAUCCUGAAUUUAGAAUUUUUGGUUGUAUGAAUCCAUCAACUGAUGUUGGUAAGAGAGAUUUACCUGUAAGUAUUCGAUCAAGAUUUACUGAAAUUUAUAUACACUCACCAGAUAGAGAUUUACAAGAUUUGUUAAAGAUUAUUGAUAAGUAUGUUGGUAGAUUUUCAAUUGGGGAUGAAUGGGUUGUCAAUGAUAUUGCUGAACUAUAUUUGAAAGCUAAAGCAUUAUCAGAACUGAAUAAAAUUGUUGAUGGAGCUAAUCAAAGACCACAUUUCAGUAUUCGUACAUUAACAAGAACUUUGAUAUACGUAUGUGAUAUUAUUCCAACAUAUGGACUAAGGAGAUCAUUAUAUGAAGGAUUUUCAAUGACAUUCUUGACAUUAUUAGAUAUUAAAUCAGAAGAAAUAUUGAAACCUGAGAUUAUAAAAUAUACAAUUGGUAAAUUAAAAAAUAUGAAAUCUGUUAUGAGUCAAAUACCAUCUCCUCCUAAUCUGGCUCUGGUUCAAUUUAAACAUUAUUGGUUGAAACAUGGACCUAAUGAAAUAAUACCACAGCCUAAUUAUAUUAUAACACCAUUUGUUGAAAAAAAUUUAUUAAAUUUAGUUAGAGCUACAGCUGGUAGGAGAUUUCCUGUUUUAAUUCAAGGUCCAACUUCUGCAGGUAAAACAUCAAUGAUUAAUUAUUUGGCAAAUAUAACUGGACACAAAUUUGUUCGUAUAAAUAAUCAUGAGCAUACAGAUUUACAAGAGUAUCUAGGUACUUACGUCAGUGAUACAUCGGGAAAAUUGGUUUUUCAAGAAGGUGUAUUAGUUGAAGCUUUAAGAAAAGGUUAUUGGAUUGUUUUAGAUGAAUUGAAUCUUGCACCAACUGAUGUAUUAGAAGCUUUAAAUCGUUUAUUAGAUGAUAAUAGAGAAUUAUUAAUACCUGAAACACAAGAAGUUAUAAAACCUCAUCCAGAUUUUAUGUUAUUUGCUACUCAAAAUCCUCCUGGUUUAUAUGGUGGUAGAAAAGUUUUAUCAAGAGCUUUUCGAAAUAGAUUUUUAGAACUUCAUUUUGAUGAUAUACCACAAGAUGAAUUGGAAAUAAUUUUAAAACAAAGAUGUCAAAUUGCUCCAAGUUAUGCUAAAAAAAUAGUUGAUGUUUAUAAGCAAUUGACAUUUCAACGUCAAUCUACAAGAUUAUUUGAACAAAAAAAUUCAUUUGCUACUUUGAGAGAUUUAUUCAGAUGGGCACAAAGAGAUGCAGUUGGAUAUGAAGAAUUAGCAAUUAAUGGAUAUAUGCUUUUAGCUGAGAGAGUUAGAAAGAAGGAUGAAAAGUUGGCUGUUAAAGAAACCAUUGAAAAAGUAAUGAAAGUUAAACUAGAUACGGAUUCAUAUUAUGAUAAUUUUAAUAUAGACGCACUUAUUGAAAGCGAUACUACUGUUGUUUGGACAAAAGCGAUGAGACGUUUAGCAAUUUUAGUUUUGGCAUCUAUUAAGAAUAAAGAACCAAUAUUGUUAGUUGGAGAAACAGGUUGUGGGAAGACUACUAUAUGUCAAGUCAUUGCUGAUUUUUAUAAAAAACAAUUAAUAGCUGUCAAUGCUCAUCAAAACACUGAAACUGGUGAUUUAUUAGGUAGUCAAAGACCAAUUAGAAAUAAAGCUAACAUAAAAGAAGAAUUAAGAGCUGAAAUUUUGACUUAUUUAAAUAAAACUGAUAAUUUGUCAUCGCUUGAUGUUCUUAUAAGUGAAUAUAAAAAUACUGGAACUAUGGUAGACACUAUUGAAGAUCUCAUAAAGUUAAAUUCAGUAUUAUUUGAAUGGUUAGAUGGUCCACUAGUUAUAGCCAUGAAAACAGGUAAUUUUUUCUUACUAGAUGAAAUUUCAUUAGCUGAUGAUUCUGUUUUAGAAAGAUUAAAUUCUGUAUUGGAACCAGAAAGAAGUUUAUUACUUGCUGAAAAAGGUAGUGAAGAUGCUUUUAUUGUUGCAGAAGAUGGGUUUAGAUUUUUUGCUACAAUGAAUCCAGGUGGUGAUUACGGGAAAAAAGAAUUAUCACCAGCUUUAAGAAAUAGAUUCACUGAAAUUUGGGUUCCUUCUAUGGAAAACUUCGAGGAUGUUCAUCAAAUAGUUGAAUCAAGGCUUAGUGAGAGGCAAUUAACUGAUUCUAUUGUUGAUUUUUCAAAAUGGUUUGCAAUGGAAUUUGGAGGAGGAAGUACAGAUAAUGGCGUUAUAUCUUUGAGAGACAUAUUAGCGUGGGUUGAAUUUAUUAAUUCUUGUAAUUAUUUGGAUCCUAAAGUUGCAUUUUUACAUGGUGCUUUAAUGGUAUUUAUUGAUGCAUUGGGAACAAAUAACACUGCAUACCUUGCUGAAAAUGUCGAUAUUCUCGAACAAAAUAAAUCAAAAUGCAUUGAAUUUUUGAAAAGUGAUAUUGAAGUUUCCAAUUUUAAAAUUCAAAUAGAUGAUAAAUUUUUCAAUGCUGGUCAUUUUCAAAUUUCUAUCAAAAGUACUGCUGCAGCUCAACAAUCUUUCAGUUUAAAUGCACCAACUACGGCGAAGAAUGCUAUGAAGGUUGUUAGAGCAAUGCAAGUAAAUAAACCAAUCUUGUUAGAAGGUAGUCCGGGUGUUGGUAAAACUAGUUUAAUUACAGCUUUGGCUUCAGCUACUGGUAAUAAUUUGAUACGUAUAAAUUUAUCAGAGCAAACUGAUUUAGUUGAUUUAUUUGGUUCUGAUUCUCCAACUGCAAAUGGAAAAGCUGGUGAAUUUUCAUGGAGAGAUGCACCAUUUUUAAGAGCUAUGCAAAAAGGUGAAUGGGUUUUACUUGAUGAAAUGAAUCUUGCUUCACAAUCAAUUUUAGAAGGAUUAAAUGCUUGUUUGGAUCAUAGAGGUGAAGCUUAUAUUCCAGAAUUGGAUAAAUCAUUUAAGAAACACCCAGAUUUUAGAAUCUUUGCAGCUCAGAACCCACAAUAUCAAGGUGGAGGAAGAAAAGGUUUACCUAAAUCAUUUGUCAAUCGUUUUAGUGUGGUUUACGUGGAAACAUUAAAAGCUGAAGAUCUUCAAUUUAUUUUAUCAUAUUUAUAUCCUUCGGUUGAAGCAGCUGAAUCGGUAAACUUAAUUGAAUUUAUAUCAGAAAUUGAAGAUCAAAUUGUUCAAAAAAAAUUAUGGGGUCAUCAAGGAAGUCCAUGGGAAUUUAAUUUAAGAGAUUCAUUAAGAUGGCUAAGUUUAUAUACAAAUAAAAAUUUGAAACUUAAUAUCGAGUUGGCUGAUUUUCUUGAUAUGGUAAUUUUGCAAAGAUUUAGGAAUAAGGAAGAUCAAGAAAGGGCUUUAAAUUUAUUUGCAAAAAUAUUUGGCUCAACACCAAAACAAGAAAAUUAUUUUAAGUUGACAGACUUGUAUAUUCAGAUUGGUUCUGCCCUUGCAAAGAGGAAUGAAUAUCAACAAUUUUACAAUGAAAAAUUAUUACCGUUGCAAUGUAAUUACAAAAUUAUGGAAACGAUGAUAAGAUGUAUUGCAAAUAAUUUACCAAUAAUAUUAACUGGUCCUUCAAAUUCUGGUAAGACUAGUAUUAUUCGUUACAUGGCUAAUAUUUAUGGUGCAAAAUUGGAUGAGUUUUCAAUGAAUAGUGAAAUUGAUUCAAUGGACAUAUUAGGUGGUUAUGAACAGUAUGAUUUGUCUAGAGAAUUGCAUAAACUUUUGCAAAAAAUAGAAAUUGAAAUGAAUGAGAUUGUAAUUAAAAUGCAUGAUGAAUCUGAUAAAGCAUUAUUUGUUUUAAAUUUAAUUCCGACGGUUGAAUUAGAGUCAUAUGAGAAAUUGCAUGGUCAUCUUGAAAAUUUGGUAGACCCAGAUACAUUUGAAGCAUCAAAAUUAUUGGUUAAAAAAUUGAAUGAACCAAACUCAUUGAAAUUUGAAUGGUUUGAUGGUUUACUUGUACAAGCAGUUGAAAAGGGUCAUUGGUUAAUUUUAGACAAUGCAAAUUUGUGUCCUCCAUCAGUAUUGGAUAGGUUAAACUCAUUACUUGAAACUAAUGGAACAUUAAUAAUUAAUGAAUGUACUUUGGCAAAUGGUGAACCAAGAGUUUUAAUUCCACAUCCAAACUUUAGGUUAUUUUUAACAGUGGACUUUAGAUUUGGUGAAUUAUCAAGAGCAAUGAGAAAUAGAGGUAUAGAAGUUUACAUGGACCUGUUGGAAGAUAGAAUGACUUUGUAUGAUAAAAAACAAGUAGAAUUGCUCACCACAUCUAGUUAUGGUUUUGAAAGAUUUUCGGAUUUACAAGAUUAUAGUAUGAUCGAUGAUGUGAUAAAUAAUGGAUCAAAAACAAUAAGCUCUACUCUAGGAGUCUUAUCUAAAGCUGGUAUUGAUUGGGAAAAUUUUAUUUUGAAAUCAGAAGAAUUUACAAGUGGUGAUAAACUUCUGGUUGAAAGAGUUGUGGAGGUCAAUUCUGUAAUAAACAAAUUUGAUUUAAAUUUGAAAAGGUUUUAUGACAAUUCAAAUUUAAUUGCGAAUGAAAUAUUGAAUGAAGAUGUUGAAUUUAAAAAAUUUCAAUCAUUGCAUCCAUUGAUUAACAUAUCCAUUUUGUCGUCAAUAAUCCCUAAUUUUCCAUUAACCCCUACUUGUGAAUCAACUAUGCUUUUUGAAGUUAUAAAUUUAGUGAAAGAUUUUGGAAAAACUAUAGCUACUAUAGAGGAAAGAUGUAUGAUCAAAAAAGUUGAAGACUUAACCUAUAUUGAAAAAUCUGCUGCAAUUGCUGGUGGAAGAAAUCUUAAAUCUAAUCCUAAAAUAGACUUGUAUACGGUUGCUCAAACUGUUUUACAAUUUGUUGUCGGUUCCAUCACAGAGACUGAAUUAUUAAGUAAACCUAUUUACACUCCUUUAUUUGAAUUAAUCAAUAUGAACCAAGUUUUAAUUCAAGAACAGAAUGAAGCCAAAAUCAGAGUUUUUCAAGAUUUGAUAACUACUUGGUGUGAGAAAAAUAAUGCCAAUGAUUUGAUAAAAAAACUCAACUUUUUUGGUGAAAAAUUAAUGUUGUCAACUGGUUUGUCAAUGAAUUAUAUAUGGGAAUAUUUUAGAGGCGAUUAUCCACAGUCUUUACAAGGUUGGGAAAAUUUACAAGUAAUUAUUUCAUUGAUGCAAGAUUUUGAUUAUGUUUCAAAACAACAAAGAAAUGAUGUUACUCCACUUGCUUUGUUAUUUAAAGAGUUAUAUAAGUCAAUUAUUAACAAUGAUUUUGAUGAAUCAGAGUUGAGAGAUACUUUGGUGAAAGUUCAAGAGGAAUUGAGUAAGUUAAAGAAUAGAAAAUCAAAGGCAAAUGUAUUUGAAGAAGACUUUACAUUUAUUAGUGAUUUUGUUGAAAAUGAAAAAGAUUUGUUGAAACUUUACAUAUUUAUUAAAAGACCUUUAAUUUCACUUAUUGCAAACAAUACUUUCAAACCUUAUCCUAUUGUUUUGAAAAAUGUAUCGCAAAAUUCAUCACAGGUUCAAGCUUUAUUUACCAGUUUGUUAUUCAGUUCCACGAUUGAAAAGUGCUAUCAAAUAUUUAGUAGUCCUGCAAAUCAAGUCAAAGAAACACUUUCAGAUCUAAGUCAACUUAAUUCUACGAUGAUUGAUCAAUCAAACUUGAUUUUGUCGAAUCAAAAGGAGAAAUUUUCGAGUUUAUUAUUACGUUGGACUGAUGAAGUUUAUCUUGCACAUCCUGAAUUGAAUUCAAAUAUAAGCAAGCAAUAUUUAAUGCUGGCUGUUACUUUAGCAAAAGAUCGGGAAAGUUUAUUCGACUUAGGAAAAUCUUGGAUUUUGUUUUCACUUGGCCUCAUUCAAUUGUAUUUACCAAAUGGUCCAAAUGAUCCUGCUAUUAAAGAAUACGUCAUUGCUGAAAUUUAUUCCGCUUAUAUGUCACAUGUUAGUGAAAUAAAGUCUUCAUUUAAAAACGCUAGAGAAGUUAUCAAAGGAGACGAGAUUACAUUUUUAGAAUCAACUUUGAAUCAACUUGAUCAGCCAGCUCCUGUAAAACCAAAAGUUUAUCGUCCUACAAAAUCAAUUGAUAAUUUGAUAGCUGAAUGGAAUGCAAUAGUUGAAUCAUCUUUAAGAUCUGUUGAAACUUUGGUAAUAGAAGCUGAGAAUGGGUCAAAUAUAACUGAAAAAGUUAAAUUGCUACAAAUCAACCUUUCGAAAUUUGCAUUAAGAAUGGAACAAAAUUAUUAUUUGUAUUCAGAUUUAAAUGAUAUUUUACUUGGUUUUAUUUAUAGCUUGAAAUUUGGACUUGAACUAAUAAUGAUACCAAAAGACAAUGGAUUUUCUAAAGACUUUGUGGUGGAUACUCCAAAAUUAAUAACUGAUGAAGGUGUUUCAACACAAUUUUCCAAAGCUCAAGAUUUUACAAAAAAUUUUGGUGUUGAGAAUCAGAUUGUGGAAAAAAUAAUGAAUUUUUUUAUGGUUAUUGGUAUUGUUAAUAAUGAUGAGAAUAUUUUGAAUCAGUCACUUAAAUCAUUGUAUUACAGAUGGUCACUUCGUAGAAUGAGAGAAGAACAAGCUAAAUCAGAAGAAGGUAAUUUAUUUAAAUAUAAAAAUGUUGAAGACAAUGUUGAUCAAGAUUUUCAAAAUUUAUUCCCAGAUUAUGAGGCUAUUGUAAAUGUUGAAGUUGGAAAAGAAAAGUCAAAUUUUGAAGACAUUUAUAUGCAAAUUGCAAAAUCCUAUAUGGAUAAUUUUGCUGGUGAAAAGUCAAUUGACUUAUAUGAUCUAACUGCAAAUGGUUGUAAACUUUUCGAUUCAUUGAAACUGUAUGAUUUAAAUAAUGGAGACAUAAAUGCUUCUGGAUUAGCAUCAACUAUUAAUUCAUCUCAUGAAGUUUUUAACAAAUUAAAUAAUCCACUGGAAAAAUUUCAUUUUUACAAAGAUAGUAAUCCAAAAGAGGUAGAAAAUGCUAUAAAGAUUGUUCAAGAUGUUUAUAAUGCAUCUAAAAAUUUACUGGAUCAAUGGCCAGAACAUGCUACUUUGAAAAAUAUUGUAUUUGCAACAUCUGAAUUUUUAUCAUUUCCAAUCAAUUUACCAUUAGGUAGAUUCUUACAAAAAAUUGAACAAAUAUAUACUUAUAUUGCUGAAUGGCAAAAAUAUUCAUCUUCACAAACAUCACUUGAACCGCAAUAUAAUCAAUUAACAAAUUUAAUUAUUAGUUGGAGAAAAUUAGAAUUAUCUACUUGGAAUUCAUUAUUUCAUUAUGAAGAUGUUACUUUUGAAAACAAAGUUGGAGCUUGGUGGUUUAAUUUGGUGGAAGUAAUAUUAAUCCCAAUUUUGGAAAAUGAUAAUCAAGAAGAUCAAGCCGUGAAAUUAUUAUCUGCAUUAAAUAUUUUCAUGAGUAAAAUGUCAUAUGGAGAAUUUUCAAGUAGAUUAAAGAUCUUAAAAGCCUUUAGAAAUCAUGCUUUGAAAAUUGAUGAAAAUAAUAAAAUUGUUGAUGCUUUGACAAAUUUUAUCAAAUUUUAUGAUUUAUUUGAGCCAGUGAUUAUUGAAAAUAUUAGAAUUACUAAGGAUAAAUUACAAAAAGAUAUUAAUGAGGUGUUGUUGUUAGCAAGCUGGAAGGAUGUAAAUAUUGAUGCUUUAAAACAAAGUGCAAGAAGAUCACAUAAUAAUUUGUAUAAAAUUGUGAGGAAGUAUAGAGAUUUAUUAAAUACUCCAGUUCAGCCGAUUAUUGAAGCAGGAUUAACAAUUGGAAAUGAUAAUCAUAAAUUAGUUGAUUUACCUGUGAUAAAUAAAAUUGAAAUUACACCAGAUGGAGCUGUUCAAAAUAUUCCUUCAUGGAGUGAAAGACCACAAAGAUUACAAAACUUAUCAAUGAUCAAAAAAAACUUAAAAAUAUAUAUUGAAAGAGUUGAAAAAGAAACCAUACCCAAAUUAUCAGAUUUUGCUGCUGAAGUUUUUGAUGAUAUGGAUCAAUUACGAAAAGAUACUCCAACUCAAUUGAAAGAAAGUAAUAAAAAAUUAGUUGCAGCAUUGAAAACUCAAAAAAUGAAAUUACUUAGUGAUACAAUAAAAGAAGUUAAACGUUCUGGUUUAAAAACAAGUAUGCGUUCAGAUAUUAUUGCAACACAACGUUCAAUUAAUUUAAUUUUAGCAAAUUCAAAAUCAUUAAAUGGUUAUGUUGAAGGAUGUGAUGAUAAUUUUUUUAAAAUAUUGGAUUUAUUACCACGUUUACGUGCUGCAGUAGCGUCUCCAUCAGAUGAUGUUCCUAUAUCAGAUAUUGAGAAAAGUAUGGCUGCUACAGAAAAUUUAGUACACUUGUUGGUAGUAAAAAGAUCACCACUAGAGUCGUUUGCUAAAAAAUUUGGUCAAUUGUAUAGGAGUUAUUCAAGUGUAUCAAAAUUGGCAGAAAUGAAUCAAAAACAUGAGAAGUUAUGUGAAAUAAACUUUGGAAAUGCUGGUUAUUUGAAAAAAUGGUUCCCUAAAGUUUUGGAUUAUGCUAUGAAAACACUAUCUAUUACUAAACAAUAUUCAACAAUUGCUGUUUCAAAUAUUUUUGCUGACUUAAAAAAUGAAUUAGAGUUAAUUGAUUUUGAAAUUGAUUCAGUAACUACAUCUCAUGAUUUGACAUUGGUUGAUAAAUUUAAACAAUUUUUGGAACACACAAUUUCGUCCUUACAAAAUUGGAAAACUCAAAAUGUAAAACAUGGAUUUAUUGCAGAUAUUGUUUUAGAUUGGUUAUACUCAAAUCCAAAUCAAGCAUCUAAUGAGUUUAUUAAUGAUCACUUCACAAUCGAAGAUAUUGAAUUAGAGUUUAGAAAUUUAUCAUCGAUGAUUCUUGUUGCUGUUCAAAAAGUAACAGAAAAUCAAGGUCAAGGAAUUACUAGAGAUGAUGAUGGGUGGUUAAUUGAUUCACAAACUAGAUUAUCUCAAUAUAUCAAAUAUACUCAUAUUAAUUCAAUAUUAUCGAAAAUUGAGAAAUGUAUAGAAAUUUCCAAAGUUUCAAUUGAUUCAUCACAUUUAAUUUCAGCUUUAAGUUCAUUCACAAUACCCUUGAUAGAAUAUUAUUUUGAAUUAUGUUCAAACAUUUUAACUAAAGUUAGAUCAAGUUAUCAAGAUUUAUCAAAAGCAACAUUACAAUUUUCAUCAAUACUUUAUACAUUAGCUACAAAAGGAUUUUGUUCUCCAGAACCACCUAAUGAACAAAAAGAUGAUAAUAAUUUACAUGAUGGAACUGGUUUAGGUGAUGGUGAAGGUGCUCAAAAUAAUAACAAUGAUGUUGAAGAAGAUGAUGAUUUAUUAGAAGAUGCUCAAAAACCAAAUGAAGAUCAAAAGAAAGAUGAAGAUGAUGAAAAUAAUGAAGAUGAUGAUGCUAUUGAAAUGGAAGGUGAUAUGGCAGGUGAAUUGGAAGAUUUAUCAGAUCAAGAAAAAGAUGAAAAUGAGGAGCAAAAUGGUGAAGAAGAAGAAGAAGAAUUGGAUGAAGAAAUUGAUGAUUUAGAUGAUUUAGAUCCUAAUAAUGUUGAUGAAAAAAUGUGGGAUGAAGAAGCUAAAGAAGAGAAAGAGAAAGAAUCGGAUAAAUUGCCGGAAAAUUCAAAUAAUGAUGAUGAAAUGGAAGCAAAAGAAGAUGAUGAAGCAAAUGAUAAAGAAGGAGAUGAAAAAGAUCAGCAGGAAAAUGAUAAUGAUGCUGAUGAAGAAAAUGAUAUUGGAGAACAAGAAGAUGAAGUUGAUAAUCAAGAAGGAGAAAAAUUAGAAGAUGUACCAGAAUCUGAAGUUUUAGAUUUACCAGAUGAUAUUAAUCUUGAUGGAGAAGAAAAUGAUAAUGAAGAAGAGGAUGAUAAAGAUUAUGAAGAUGAUGAAAUCAGUGAAGAAGAAGAGACGAAAGAGAAUGAUGCUGAAGAUGAAAAUAAUAUGGAUGUUGAUGAAAAUAAUGAAGAAAAAGCAAAUGAAGAAGUAGAUGAAAAUGAUGAAGAAGAUGAGAAUGAAGAUGAAGCUGAUGAAAUUGUAGAAACUGGUGCUGAAGUUACAGAAGAUCCAAAAGAUGAAGAAGAAGAUGAGAGUCAACCAGAUUUAGAUGAUGAGACUAAAAACGAAGAUGAAGAAGGUGGUGAUGAACAAGAAAAAGAUAAAGAUUCUUCAAAAGGUACGGAAGGUGGUGCAGAUAUAGAAAAUGAACAAAAUGAUGUAGAUAUGGAUUCAGAUGCCGCUAUAGAUCAAGAAGUUGGAAAAUCUGGAGAUGGUGGUGAAAAUGAAAUAAAUAAUGAAGAACAAUCAGAUCAAAUAGGUUCAAAUACAACUAAAGAAGAAAAUAAUGAAAUUGAAAAUAAUAAUAAUAAUAAUGAAGAAGACAAAGAUAAUGUUGAUGAAAUUUUCAAACAAAUUGGUGAUUCAUUAAAAGAAUUUCAUCGUCGUAGACAAGAAAUUUUAGAAAAUCAAGAACCAAAAGAGGACCAAAAACAAGAAGAAUCAGCUAAUAGAAAUUUAGAUGAAUUUCAACAUACUGAAGAAAAUAUUGAUAUGCAAGCUUUAGGUGCUGCUAAUAGAGAUCAAAUUCAGUCAUUUAAUGAAGAUAUGGCUAUUGAUGAUGAGGAUGAUAAGCAAGUGAAUGAAGAUAAUGAAGUUGAUAAAGAAGAGGAGAAACAAGAGAUCAAUGAUGAAGAAGCGGUGGAAGCAGAUGUUGCUGAUGAUGAAGCUGGUGGAGUUGCUCAAUCUGUUAACCCAAAUCAAGAAAAUAAUAAUGAAGAUCCUAUUACUAAUCCUCAGCAAAUGGAUAUUGAUGAUUUUGAAGAAACUGAGGAAGAAGAAAUUGAAGAAAUGAUGCAAAAUUAUGAAAUUAAUGAUUCAAAUCAACCACCAAUACCUAUAGAAGAAGCCCGUAAAUUAUGGAAAGAAAGUGAAUUAGCGACACAAGAAUUAGCUUCAGGAUUAUGUGAACAAUUAAGAUUAAUAUUAGAACCAACAUUAAGUACUAAACUUAAAGGUGAUUAUAAAACAGGAAAAAGAUUAAAUAUGAAACGUAUUAUACCAUAUAUUGCAUCAGAUUUUAAAAAGGAUAAAAUUUGGUUAAGAAGAACAAAACCUUCAAAAAGAUCAUAUCAAAUAAUGAUUGCUGUAGAUGAUUCAAAAUCAAUGUUAGAAAGUAAAUCAACAAAAUUAGCUUUUGAUAGUAUUGCAUUAGUUUCAAAAGCUUUAACUCAAUUAGAAAGUGGAGGAUUAUCUAUAGUUAGAUUUGGUGAAGAUAUUAAAAUUGUUCAUCCUUUUAAUAAACCUUUUAAUAAUGAAAUUGGUUCAAAAAUUUUUCAAUGGUUUGAUUUUAAACAAUCAAAGACUAACAUUCAAGAGUUAUGUAAUCAAUCUUUGAAAAUUUUUGAAAAUGAAAAAUUUGAAAGUGGUGGUUCUGAUUUAUGGCAAUUACAAAUUAUUAUAAGUGAUGGAGUAUGUGAAAAUCAUGAAAAUAUUAUAAGAAUGGUUAGAAAAGCAAGAGAUGAAAAAAUUAUGAUGGUUUUUGUUAUUAUUGAUGGUAUUAAUCUGAAAGAAUCUAUAAUGGAUAUGCAACAAGUUAAAUAUGAAACAGACGUCAAUACAGGAGAAUCAAUUUUAAAAGUUGAUAAAUAUCUUGAUAAUUUUCCAUUUGAAUUUUAUGUUAUUGUUAAAAAUAUUAAUGAAUUACCUGAAAUGUUAUCAACUAUUUUAAGACAAUAUUUUACAGAAAUAGCAAAUGUAUAG
Molecule: messenger RNA, 14127 nt
Organism: Lodderomyces pseudojiufengensis
Lineage: Eukaryota; Fungi; Ascomycota; Pichiomycetes; Serinales; Debaryomycetaceae
Gene: MDN1
Product: AAA family ATPase midasin
Exons: 1
Coding region: 1-14127 (4708 amino acids)
Biological process (GO): rRNA processing; ribosomal large subunit assembly
Cellular component (GO): preribosome, large subunit precursor; nucleus
Molecular function (GO): ATP hydrolysis activity; ATP binding
Source: RefSeq, a predicted model, not a curated record